CCUUCAUUUGUUAUACCUUGAUUUACGCGCCCUGGGAUGACCCCAUAACUUAACGUAUCAACAAUGCUACGAAAACAUGAAGUGCUCAGGGUGGUAACGCCCAUCCCCGGCUUCAUCCCGCGCCAGUUCGCCAUCAAUGUCCUCCACUCGCACGGGGAGGUCAUCACCAUUAAUCCGCAUGUCGUCGAUCACAAGCCCAUCAAGGCGCCAGCCGACGCCCCUGUUGAUGAAUGCGACAGCAGCUGGUACGAGAUUGUCGAGCGCAAACAACUCAUCGCAGGCAAAGGAAAGCCUGGCUCUGGCAUGAUUACCUUCAACGGCAUCUCUCGCGAUGUUUCCUCCAAGGGUUGCUUCCACAACAUGCCCUGGGGCUUGCAGACUCACAUCAGAGCCCCAAUGAACGUCGAGUUAUGGAUUAGAUAUUCCAUCGACGGCAACCAACUGGGAAUAGAGCCUGCGCAACGCCUUGAGCUUGGCCUCGAGUCUCUGGGUGCACCCACAGAUGGCUUAUACCUGCGCCAAGACAUUGAGGUUACUUGCAACAUUGCCAUACUCAAGUAUGUCAAGACGCCGCUGAGGGCAGAGGGCCAAGCUCUGGUGGAUCGAAUCAUUAAAAAGGCAGAGCAGGCUGAUGCCGCUGUUCUGCACAGGAUGAUGGAGGACAGCAAGUUCCAUAUGUCGGAGUCGAAAGGCAGAUCUAGUAUGCCGGCAGAACUCCAAGAUGAUGGAAUCUCAGAGUUUCCUCCAAUAGAGCUGGCAGCAGAAUCAACUCCGACAUUGCCCCAUGGUGUCGCCUCCCAGCCUUACUAUUCGCCCAGCCAUAGUCCGCAAAUCGACAAGGCAACCUUCGGCCAAUUCAAUUUGACUGGGAAGAACGCACCCUAACAUCAUCCCACCCGUCAGGCAUAUGGCAUCCCAUCGCGUCCUGGGGGACCAAAGUCAAACGCAUCCACAAGGGAGCCUUACCGUCUCCGAACAACCCAGGAGUCGCCGCAGACGCGCGCG
This is a messenger RNA of Ilyonectria robusta, 1005 nucleotides long. RefSeq lists its product as uncharacterized. The transcript has a single exon. Lineage: Eukaryota; Fungi; Ascomycota; Sordariomycetes; Hypocreales; Nectriaceae. The record is from RefSeq and is a predicted model, not a curated record. The coding region runs from base 64 to 885 and encodes 273 amino acids.